CCACACACACCUCCCUGUCUUUCUAGACCCUUGCUACCCUGGCCUUAACUCCCUCAUCUGCCAACCUGAGCCAGCAAAUCAACUUUUCGCCCUUUAGGAGACCUGUUCCUUUAAGAACAUCCCUCCACGCCCCCAGGUCCGCCCAGUCAGGCCGGAUUUCCUGUCCAAGCCCUGCCUUUUAAAGUCAUCACUUCAGCUUUCAGAACUGCAGUAUACAGAGACCAAAGGGACCCUGAGGGAUCUGGGGUGCUGAAAGUAGGCGGAAGUGGGCUGUGACCGGUGCAUAUAUAUAUCCAGGGCUCUAGAGGGAAACGGGACCAGGGCAGGGAAGAUCCUGAGAGGAAGCAAAAUCACUUGGGAGUGGGUAAAAAUGUACGUCAUGCCCAGUCCUCUCAAGUCUUCCGAGGGAGGAGCUGUUGAAGCUGUUCUCCAGCUCGGAAGCAAGGAUGCCAGUUAGGGUCUUGAGGGUCUCUCUUCCAUAUCACCUGCUCAGCAAGGCCCCGGCUUCCUCCCACUGUCUCCUUCCUCCCUUUUCUGUGUGCAGUGGAGUGUGGGGGAAGACAUGGUUAUCCCUCUCACGGCCCAUUCUGUCCCAUUCCUCUCCCAGGAGCUCCUUGGAGAUGCUUCUGCUGUGGCUGCUGCUGCUCCUGCUGCUGCUCCUGCCCCUGCUGGCCAUGCUCUGGCAGCAAAGGGCUUGGGGUGCCAGGCCAUGCUGGCUGAUCAGUCUCCAGCACCGAGUGUCCUGGGGGAUGCUGGGCUGGGCAGCCGCCUGGCAGCAGCGGAAACUAGAACGGAGCACAUUGAAUGCAGGCCAGAGCCAGCAGCAGGCCCUUAUGUGGUGUCUGAAGAAAGCCCAGGGUUCCUGCUGUCUCCCCAGGGAGUACACAGACGUGAGCACCUUCCGGAAUCAUCUUCCACUGACCCAAAUCAGCCACACCCAGGAGAAAGAAAGUGAAGAGAAACUCCCGUCCCCUACCUUCCCCCAGUACCAUGGAGAUGCCUCUUUGCAGGCCACCCUACUGGGUCUAAUAACCCUAAACAAGGCCUACCCUGAAGUGCUGGCUCCGGGAAGUACUGCCUGUGUGACCCCUAUAUCCCCAUGGCCCUGUUCUGUCCCCUGGCUCGGGCAUGCCCUGGGUCGGGUAAGCCCCGAUGGAGCCAAGGACACCCGGACCCUGCUGCUGGAGGCGUUGAUAUCCCCGGGGCUGAGAGUGCUUGAGGCAAGGACUGCAGUGGAGCUCCUGGAUGUCUUUGUGGGCUUGGAGGCUGAUGGUGAAGAACUGGCUGAAGCCAUAGCAUCUGGGAGCCUAGGAAGGCUUCUCCCCAAACGAGCCACUGAGCUGCAGGAGGCCCUAGAGCAGGGACCCCGAGGAUUGGCCCUCCGGCUCUGGCCAAAGCUGCAGGUGGUGGUGACUCUGGAUUCAGGAGGACAGGCAGAAGCUGUGGCUGCCCUCAGGGUCCUGUGGUGCCAAGGGCUAGCCUUCUUCUCUCCCGCUUAUGCUGCCUCCGGAGGAGUGAUGGCCCUAAACCUGUGGCCAGAGCAACCCCAGGGAUCCUAUCUUCUGCCCCCUGAAGCCCCCUUUAUUGAGCUGCUUCCAAUCAAGAAAGGAACCCAAGAAGAGGCAGCCUCCACUCUCCUCCUUACUGAUGCCCAAAGGGAGGAAGAGUAUGAGUUAGUGCUGACGGACCAUACCAGCCUGACCAGGUGCCGGCUGGGUGAUGUGGUACAGGUGGUUGGUACCUACAAUCAGUGUCCCGUGGUCAGGUUCACCCGCAGGCUGGGGCAAACCCUGAGUGUUCGAGGAGAAGUUACUGAUGAGACUGUAUUCUCUGUGGCCCUGGCCCAAGCAGUGGGGCAGUGGCCAGGGGCCAAGCUGCUAGACCAUGUCUGUGUGGAGAGCAGCAUUCUGGACUCCUGUGAGGUUUUGGCCCCACACUAUGAAGUGUUUGUGGAGCUGAGGGGGUUGAGGAAUCUGUCGGAGGAAAAUCGAGACAAGCUUGACCACUGCCUUCAGGAGGCCUCCCCUCAGUACAAGGCCUUGCGGAUCCGGGGCAGUGUGGGUCUUGCCAAAGUCCAUCUGGUGAGGCCAGGGAGCUUCAGCGUUCUUCGGAGAGCGCUAGCAGCCUGCCCCUCCUCCUCCUGGCCUCCUGGAAUGCCUCGGGUCCUCAGGCUCAGGCACCUGGCCCAGCUCCUGCAGAACAGUGUGAUAUCCUAAUCGAGGCAGCCAGCCUCCCUGUUUCUGCCCCACUCUUUCCUCUGGGACAUCUCCGGAUGUUGAGUCCAGGACCAGACAUCGUAUAAUAUUGGUCUAUUAGAGCCCUUGGGCCUUAGGGAGACCUUAGACUCGUGGGCAAGUUUUAAGGUGCAGGCUUUGAGCAUACAGCUGAACCCAUCGACGGUCUCCAGCCAGCCUAUCCUGCAUGAGACUGCUGGUCCUUCUCACGUGCUUGGCCAGGGUAACAGCAAGGGCUGAAAGUAUAGACAAUGCUCCCGGAGCGGAUGACAAAGCCUCUGUCUCGUCUCGUGGUCUAGGGUAUAAGUAUCUUGCACAACCUCCUGAAAGGCCGAGGCUGUGGCCCACAGUAACCCAGUAUUUAAUAUUCUUCCUACCAGCUCUCCCCCAUCCCUCCAUCCUUCUCUCCCUUGCCUACACUAUCAUUCUGUUCCC
Messenger RNA from Mastomys coucha (southern multimammate mouse), 2669 nucleotides. RefSeq names its product GH3 domain containing (gene Ghdc). The transcript has 8 exons. Gene Ontology annotation, cellular component: cytoplasm. NCBI's taxonomy places the organism in Eukaryota, Metazoa, Chordata, Mammalia, Rodentia, Muridae. The record is from RefSeq and is a predicted model, not a curated record. Bases 447 to 2216 code for a protein of 589 amino acids. Gene Ontology annotation, molecular function: acid-amino acid ligase activity.